CCAGUCCUCGCCCCUCUCUAGGGUGGAGCUGCUGCAACCCAGAAGGACGUUGACACUCGAGACCCGUGGAUUCUGCGUUUCUGUGGCUUGCCGCGGCGGUCAUGGAGGGAGAUACUGCUGGCGAGGCUGAUGCGGCCGAAGUGCUGCCCCAGCACAAGUUUGACUGCAAGUCCCUGGAGGCCUACCUAAACCAGCACUUGCCUGGCUUUGGGGCUGAACCCGGGGUCACACUGACCGUUGCUCAGUACAGAUCAGGACAAUCCAAUCCAACCUUUUAUCUCCAAAAGGGCUUUCAAGUGUAUGUACUCAGGAAAAAACCACCAGGUCCACUUCUUCCUAAAGCACAUAAGAUUGACAGAGAAUUUAAAGUCCAGAAAGCCUUGUUUUCUGUUGGAUUCCCUGUUCCCAAGCCUAUACUGUACUGCAGUGAUGCAUCUGUCAUUGGAACAGAAUUUUAUGUGAUGGAACAUGUGCAGGGUCGAAUCUUUCGUGAUCUCUCAAUACCUGGAGUUAGCCCAGCAGAACGUUCAGCCAUAUAUGUGGCCAUGGUAGAAACCUUGGCGCAGUUACAUUCCUUGAAUAUACGGUCAUUGCAGCUGGAAGAAUUUGGUAUAGGUGCUGGGUACUGCAAAAGGCAGGUAUCAACCUGGACAAAGCAAUAUCAAGCUGCAGCUCAUCAGCACAUCCCUGCCAUGGAACAGCUAUCUGAGUGGUUAAUGAAAAACUUGCCAGAUAAUGACAAUGAAGAGAAUUUGAUCCAUGGAGAUUUCAAACUAGAUAACAUAGUUUUCCACCCCAAAGAGACUCGAGUUAUAGCCGUACUGGAUUGGGAGCUUUCAACUAUUGGGCAUCCUUUGUCAGACCUAGCUCAUCUUUCCCUGUUCUACUUUUGGCCAAGGACAAUUCCAAUGAUAAAUAAACGUUUCUCUAUUCAAGAAAACACAGGGAUACCAUCGAUGGAAGAACUGAUUUCAAUAUAUUGCCGCCAUAGAGGAAUUAAUUCUGUUCUUCCUAACUGGAAUUUCUUUCUUGCCCUUUCAUAUUUUAAAUUUGCUGGAAUAGCACAGGGAGUAUAUAGUAGAUAUCUUCUGGGAAAUAAUUCAUCUGAGAAUAGCUUUCUAUUUGCCAAUAUGGUGCAACCUCUGGCAGAAACUGGAUUACAACUCUCAAAAAGAACUUUCAAUACUGCAUUACCACAGACUGAUACUACCAGACAAUUAUUUGUACAGACAAGGAGAGGCCAGGAAGUUCUUGCUAAGGUGAAGCAGUUCAUGAAACAACACAUCCUUCCAGCUGAAAAGGAGGUAAUUGAGUUCUAUGUUCAAAAUGAAAAUUCAGGGGACAAGUGGAGAAAACCUUUAGUGAUAGAUAAACUCAAGGAAAUGGCCAAAGCAGAGGGCCUCUGGAACUUGUUUUUGCCAGCUGUAAGCGGUAUCAGCCAGGUGGACUAUGCCUUGAUUGCUGAAGAAACAGGAAGAUGCUUUUUUGCUCCAGAUGUCUUUAACUGCCAAGCACCAGACACAGGGAACAUGGAGGUGCUGCACCUUUAUGGAAGCGAAGAACAGAAGCAGCAGUGGCUUCAGCCUCUUCUUCAGGGGAACAUUACCUCCUGCUUCUGUAUGACAGAACCUGAUGUAGCUUCAAGUGAUGCCACAAAUAUUGAAUGCAGCAUCCAACGAGAUGGCGAUAGUUAUGUAAUUAAUGGCAAGAAAUGGUGGAGCAGUGGAGCUGGGAAUCCCAUGUGCAAAAUUGCAAUUGUUUUGGGAAGAACUACAAAUAUUUCUGUCUCCAGACACAAACAACACAGCAUAGUUCUUGUUCCUAUCAACACACCUGGAGUAGAAAUAAUAAGGCCUCUGUCAGUUUUUGGCUAUAUGGAUAAUUUUCAUGGAGGACAUUUUGAGAUCCAUUUUAAUCAAGUACGAGUGCCUGCCACCAAUAUAAUACUCGGUGAAGGUAGGGGAUUUGAAAUUUCCCAAGGCCGCCUUGGACCUGGCAGAAUCCACCACUGUAUGAGAACGGUCGGUUUGGCAGAACGCGCUUUGCAGAUCAUGUGUGAACGGGCAUCGCAAAGGGUAGCCUUUGGGAAGAAACUGUAUGCACAUGAGGCUGUGGCUCACUGGAUUGCUGAAAGCCGCAUUGCCAUUGAGGAGAUCCGCUUGUUGACCCUGAAAGCCGCCCACAGCAUAGACACUCUGGGCAGUGCUAGCGCUAAGAAGGAGAUUGCAAUGAUCAAAGUGGCUGCCCCACGGGCCGUCUGCAAAAUUAUAGACCGGGCCAUCCAGGUGUGUGGAGGUGCUGGCGUUUCCCAAGAUUAUCCUCUGGCUAACAUGUAUGCCCUCACUAGAACUUUGCGCUUAGCAGAUGGGCCUGAUGAAGUCCACCUCUCAGCCAUUGCUAAGAUGGAACUGCGAGACCAGGCCAGAGGCCUGACAGCCAAGAUGUGAGGAGAGUGACACCGCCAUAUCCCUCAGGCCAAAACUCUCAUUCGUACAAACUUACUGGACUCCAACAUUUGACUCUCAUAUUUUUGCAGGAGUUUGAGCACAGGGUUAAUUUCUUGUGAUAAAGAUUUUAGCAUCUAUUUUGAUCCGUGGGUUUUAUAAUUUCAAGGAUUGCACAGGUUUAAAUUAAACAAGAAAUUCUA
This is a messenger RNA of Microcebus murinus (gray mouse lemur), 2647 nucleotides long. It is a transcript of the gene ACAD11, whose product is annotated as acyl-CoA dehydrogenase family member 11. Gene Ontology annotation, biological process: fatty acid beta-oxidation using acyl-CoA dehydrogenase. Gene Ontology annotation, molecular function: flavin adenine dinucleotide binding; acyl-CoA dehydrogenase activity. Lineage: Eukaryota; Metazoa; Chordata; Mammalia; Primates; Cheirogaleidae. The record is from RefSeq and is a predicted model, not a curated record. Gene Ontology annotation, cellular component: cytoplasm; mitochondrion.